Ilex paraguariensis (yerba mate) is the source of this 468-nucleotide messenger RNA. Lineage: Eukaryota; Viridiplantae; Streptophyta; Magnoliopsida; Aquifoliales; Aquifoliaceae. The record is from the annotation of a GenBank genome assembly.
AUGUCAUCGUCAAGAUCGUUGAUUCGUCGUCUCGUUCCAAUUUUCACGGCUCGGAUUCGACAGAACCAGAGGCUUUUGAGCUCUUCGUCCGCUGCCGCCCUUACUCAACACCAAUCCUCUUCUGAAUCUACGUCUUUCGAUGAGGUUCAGCUGACCGAUAAUUGCGUCCGGAGAAUGAAAGAGUUGCAAGUGGAUGAAGCAAAGGGAAAAAUGUUGCGAUUGAGUAUAGAAGCCGGUGGAUGUUCUGGGUUCCAGUACACCUUCUUACUCGACGAUAAAAUCAAUGCAGAUGACAGGAUUUUUGAGAGGGAUGGAGUUAAAUUGUUGGUCGAUAAAAUUUCAUUUGACUUUGUGAAAGGUGCUACUAUUGAUUAUGUUGAGGAGCUGAUCCGUUCAGCUUUCCAGGUAGCUGCAAAUCCAAGUGCUGUUGGUGGAUGCAGCUGUAAAAGCUCCUUUAUGGUCAAAUAA